This is a messenger RNA of Mus musculus (house mouse), 1964 nucleotides long. RefSeq names its product ring finger protein 135 (gene Rnf135). NCBI's taxonomy places the organism in Eukaryota, Metazoa, Chordata, Mammalia, Rodentia, Muridae. Gene Ontology annotation, biological process: antiviral innate immune response; RIG-I signaling pathway; protein ubiquitination. The record is from RefSeq and is marked validated. Bases 49 to 1302 code for a protein of 417 amino acids. Gene Ontology annotation, cellular component: cytoplasm; cytoplasmic stress granule. Gene Ontology annotation, molecular function: ubiquitin protein ligase activity. The transcript has 5 exons.
AGUAGGACAAGGCGGAACCUAAGGGUGCUUCCUGGCUGUCGCCUAAUUAUGGCGGCCGUUUGUUCUGGCAAUGCAGUCCCCGUGUGGCUGAGCGAGGACGACCUGAGCUGCAUUAUCUGCCAAGGGCUACUAGACCAGCCCACCACGCUGCCCUGUGGCCACAGCUUCUGUCUCCGGUGCCUCCAUGACCUGUGGGUCUCGAAGCGUGGGGCCGUGGAUGGCUGCCCUUGGGCUUGCCCCAUAUGUCGGAAGGGUCCCUUGACAAAGCCCAAGCUGCACAAGAACCCGCUGCUGCAAGACCUGGUGGACAAGUACCUCCAAGCGGCGCGGGAGGUCGAGGCUGGCUCGGAGCCUGAACCCGCCCCCGCGCCGCGUUCUGCGCCCCAGGUGACAGUACAGAAAAGUACCACAAACGUUAUCCAGGAGCUGACUGACAUGGUGAGACAGCUUGUAGACGAUGUCAAGAGCCUUCAAACGCAAAGACCCAACUUGGGAUCUGGACAGGACAAUGCACAAGGCACCCCACCCACGGAUUCUUCCUCUGAGGGGGAACAUUCCUUGGAUUCUCCAAAGCUGGUGACCUUCAGUAUAUCUCAGAAGAAAAUUCAGGAGAUUCUCCAUAACCUGGAAGAAAUUCAGGAGAAACUGCAAGGGAGUGUCCCAGGGAGAGCGCCCCCUAGAGAGCGAGUUCAGGAAAUGACAUCUUCCUUGUGCCUGCUGCCUGACCAGAGGCGUCCUGCACCCAGGAAAGCUUCUCACUUGUCCCUGUGGGCCAUCAGUCCAACCUUUGACCUGAGGACCCUCUCCUAUAACCUGGAGGUUUCCAACAAUAGCCGGAGAGUGACUGUGUCUCGUGGUGAUCUGCACACCUAUCACUGGAGUCCCCAGAGAUUUUCAAUUAGCCAGGUCUUUUGUUCUCAGGCCCUCUCUUCUGGACAGAAGUACUGGGAAGUGGACACUAGGAACUGUAGCCACUGGGCCAUCGGGGUAGCUUCUUGGGGCAUGAAGCGGGACGGGAUGCUGGGAAGGACUAUGGACUCCUGGUGUAUAGAGUGGAGAGGGCCUGGCCAGUUCUCUGCUUGGGCCAAGAUGAAGAAAACAGACUUGCAGUCGGACCUCCCUGAGGUUGUGGGCGUGUGGCUGGACCUGGAGUCGGGGGAGCUUGCCUUCUACGCAGUGGCCGAUCACGAGAGGCUCCUGUAUGAGUGUGAGGUCUCUAGCUCCUCUCCUCUGCAUCCCGCCUUCUGGCUGUAUGGCUUAAGUCCUGGAAACUACCUGGAAAUAAAGCAGCUAAACACAUGAGCUUCCCUCGGGGUUAGGACAGUGGCUUCUUAGCCUCUUUGUUUAGGGGCCACUGGAGAAUUCCACUUAGGGAGACUGGAUAUAGUAGUGCAUACCUAUAACUCCAGCACUUGGGACGUGGAGGUAGGUGGAUCACUGCAAGUUUGAGGCUAGCAUGGUCAAUAAAGAUAGUUCAAGGCCAGCUUGGACUAUAUGAUAUGACUGCCCAAUUUUAAAGUUAUUCUUUUUGGGAGUGAGACAGGAUUAACUAAACAAGUUUGUGUUUUUUAAACCUUGGGCAUUUCAGAGAAAGAGCUGGUCUGGAGUGUCUCCUCACAGUGACCUCUGAGGCCUCAGAAUAGCCUGCCUAAUAAGAAGGACUUCGAACCAUUCCCUAUGGCCUCAUCUGGGACUGUUGGUUUAGUAAGCCUGUGGUCAACAAGUCACACCUACAUGACUGACCCCCCACCCCCAGUUAAAAGUCUAGCCCAACAGUAUAGCUGGGUGAACAUCUCUAGCUAGCAUAUGCUAUAUAUGUCCUCACAUACCUCUGCUGGAAGGACAGAGCGCUGUCUUAUGACUGGUAAGAGGGAGUGCUCCUGGACCCUGCUCGUGUGCCUUUUUCUACUGUUCAUUUUAUUCUGUGGCCUUUCAGUGUAAUAAACUGAAAUCAUGACUUUCAC